CAGUGACGGAGAUACGUAGGAAGUUCGCAAAUUCGCCCACUCCGUUACUUUCGCACCUCGGGGGAUAUAAGUGGUCGAGGCGUCUGAAAGUCGGCUCUGCUACACUGCUGUCUGCUCACCUCCGCGACGAACGCAUUUUUCGGCGGCGAAUGCGCGCAGGUCGAUGGAGGCCGCUCACUUCAACUUCAACAGCACGCUCGGGGCGGCGUUUCUGGGCCAUUUCGCGACGGCGAUCUUGUACGGCAUCACUAGUCUCCAGGCGUUCACGUACUUCAAGCAAUACUUCCGAGAUCCACCGCUGCUCCGUCUACUAGUUCUCGUACUAUGGAUCUUGGAUACUCUGCAUGCCGCUAUGAUCACGUAUGCCAUGUACUUCUACAUGGUCAUCAAUUUCGCGGACCCACUCAUUGUGUUACGGCCAGUAUGGAGUGUUUGGGGCAUGAUCAUGAUCUCGAACCUCAGCAAUAUUAUUGUCAGGGGAAUAUUCUGCCAUCGACUAUGGAGGCUGAGCCGCAAGUCCUGGAUCCUCCCGGCAUUUGUUGCAACCUUGUCGCUCUACAUCAUUGUGGAUGCCUUCUACUUCGCUGUCAGGGGACUCCAUAUUGAUAGUUACCUCGAGAUACACCAGUUCUCGUGGGUCCUAUAUGUUGGCUUCACCUUUGAGGUCAUCGCCGACUUCGUCAUCACCGUCGCGCAAUACCUCUACCUGCGCCGGUUCCGGACGGGUAUUAGGUUCACGGACUCUGUGGUCUCCGUCCUGAUGCUGUAUUGCGUCAAUACCGGGUUGUUGACGAGUGUUUGCGCGUUAUUGUGUCUGAUAACAUAUGCCACCCUCCCGGAUAUGUAUGUCUACUUUGCGUUCUACUUCGUCCUGAGCAAGCUGUACGUCAACUCGGUACUGGCGAACCUGAACGCGCGCGCGAUCAUCGUCGAGACAAUGGCACCGCAGAACGUCGAUCGCGGGCCGUUCGGGUCCGGUCAGAACCCGCUCGAAAAAACGCACAAACAGCUCACGUCGUCGUCAUCGUCCGGCGCAGGGCCAUCGUCGUCGAACGGCAGGGCACAGUUCUCGACGGUUAUUGACCCUGUGAUCAUUACGAUGUCGAACCUCCCACGACAAACGAGUGCGCUCACGCUCGAAGGGAAGGAGCCUGAGCUCCACGACCUAGCCUGAGUAUGACCAAGCCCCGAUGCCUUGGCCGGAAGUCAAG
Rhodofomes roseus is the source of this 1211-nucleotide messenger RNA. RefSeq lists its product as uncharacterized. The record is from RefSeq and is a predicted model, not a curated record. NCBI's taxonomy places the organism in Eukaryota, Fungi, Basidiomycota, Agaricomycetes, Polyporales, Fomitopsidaceae. The transcript is spliced from 20 exons. The coding region runs from base 164 to 1174 and encodes 336 amino acids.